AUGGAAGAUCUACAUAAGGGACAACCCCACUGUUCGUGCCGAACAACAACUUGCCGCCAUUGGACUCCGCCUAAGGCGCUGUUAACAAUUUUUUUUCUAUGCUACUCGCUUCCAUCAUCUCUCACCACCACCACCCCACAACAACAACAACACCACUUCAUUAGCUCACACUCCCAGCCUAAAAAAUUUUGGGGCUCGCCUUGCUUCGGCGACCCCUUGUUGCUGCUAUCACCACCUCGUGAUCUCUCCACCUUUGAACAGCGCAGCAGAGGUCGUCGUAAUGGCGGGUUCCAAGGGAAAAGGACCAGCUCUGCUGAGCCUUUUCCCCUUGAGCCCCGCUCGUCAAUCAUGGUUGUGACAUCAAUCCCUGACUCAGUGCCAAAGUUUGGCAGAUGCUGGGUUAGGAGAAGUUAUUGGUGUUGCUUCCCUCUCCUGUGCUGGUGCUCUCUCUCUCAGACCACGUCUAUCCAGCACAGUGAUCCUCGCUUCUAG
Molecule: messenger RNA, 492 nt
Organism: Laccaria bicolor S238N-H82
Lineage: Eukaryota; Fungi; Basidiomycota; Agaricomycetes; Agaricales; Hydnangiaceae
Exons: 3
Coding region: 1-492 (163 amino acids)
Source: RefSeq, a predicted model, not a curated record